AUGAUUAUUGGCGGUCGUGACAAUCGUGUGAUUCGCAGCAAAAUCACGGAGAAUCGGCGAAGCAUCAAAAUCGAUGCGAGAAAAUCGAUAAAUGUCAACGAAUUGCCGGGAUAUUUGAAAUUGUAUCAAACGCCGCCAGGAGACGAUAUUUCGUUGAUGGAAUUUGAUGAAAUUGCGAUGGAACGAUUGAAAUUGUUGAAGAGUUUCGAGAAUUGUAAAGAUAGUUAUCGAUUUAAUGAUCAGGAGUUUGUGAAUCGAUUCAGGAAACAAUAUGUGGAGUUGAAGAAGUUGAUUGGUGAGAUUUUUGAAUAACAAGUGGAGAAAAUCAUAGAAAUUGCUGGAUUUCAUGAAAAAUUGCAGAUUUUCCUUAAAAUUUCAUGAAAAACAUCAUAUUUCAUAAGAAAUUGCAGAUUUUCCUUAAAAUUUCUCGGAAAAACGUUGGAUUUCACGAAAAAAUGUAGAUUUUUUAAAAUUUCAUGAAAAACGUUGGAUUUCACGAAAAAAUGCAGAUUUUUCUUAAAAUUUCAUGAAAAACACUAGAUUUCACGUAAAAAUGCUGAUUUUCCUUGGGAAAAAUUGAAUUUUUCGCCAAAAGUUCAUCAGAAACAUCAAAACUGACGAGAAAUUGCAGAUUUUUCGUAGAAAAUCUGAAAUUGUUUCUGUUAAACACUAGAUUUCACGUAAAAUUGCACAGAAUUGUGGAAAAACAUCAAAACUGACGAGAAAAUGCAGAUUUUUCAUAGAAAAUCUGAAAUUGUUACUGUUAAACACUAGAUUUCACGUAAAAUUGCAGAUUUUCCUUGGGAAAUUUGAAUUUUUCGCCAAAAUUCAUCAGAAACAUCAUAUAUGACGAGAAAUUGCAGAAAAUCUUUGAAAUUUCUCGAAAAAAUCAGUUGAAACACCAUAUUUGACGAAAACAUGUAGAUUUUUUGGAAAAACAUCAGAACUGACGAGAAAAUGCAGAUUUUUCAUAGAAAAUCUGAAAUUGUUACUGUUAAACACUAGAUUUCACGUAAAAUUGCACAGAAUUGUUAGAAAAUUAUGGAAAAACAUCAGAACUGACGAGAAAAUGCAGAUUUUCAACCGUUUUUCUUGCAGUUCUUCCAAAAGAAGUGACAUUCGACAAAUCGCGCGAAGAAAUCGCCGAAUGUUGGCGACGCGACACAAUUGGUCAUUUCAUCUUGCGACUCGCGUUUUGUCGCACUCCCGAAUCACAAAAAUGGUUGACAAAUCUGGAGACCGAUCUUUUCCGCUUUCGAUUUUUGCACGAAUCGCCCAAAAAUGUCACAGCCGCUUUUGAGGAAAUGAAUUUGAAUAUUCAAAAAAUCACCAAAGAACAAAAGAUGGAAAUGUUGGAAGAUUUGGUGGAUGGUUGUCAAAUCGGAGCAGAUCAGGUUGAGAUUUGCGAUUUUUAUCGCGUUGAAUUCACCGAAGCUUUGGAGUUGAUUCGAAGAGGAAAUGUGCAUUUGGAUAAAGGUUUCGCCUAUUUUCCCUAUGAUGAUUUGGUUUCGAUUGUUGCGGCGAGAUUUAGGAAUAUUAUGAUGGCUGCGAUGGCGGUAAGGGCUUUUUUCUGAUCAAAAUUGGACUUUUCAGACUGUUUUUAGACCUAAAAAGCCCAAAAUAGGUCUAAAAACGGCCCGAAAAGCCCCAAAAAGCCUUAUUCCCUUCCUUUCUUCAGAGAUCCUACAAACAUUUGGCAAUUCUGGAAGAAGAAGGUCGACUUCUCCCACGUUUAUCUCGUCUCGCAAACAAUGUUUAUGAUGGAAAAGCGUAUAAUGGAGGAGAUGUUGGACAAAAUGAUCAGAUUACUAGAUUUAUGAUUGAUAAGGUACGUUUUUAGUCGAAUCCAUCAUUUUCAGCACAAAAAUUUGGAUCUAGAACAGUUUUUUGAUGAAAAAACAACGGGGGACUAGUUUUUCUCAAAAUGCAAAUUCUAGUCCCUCGGCUAAAAAUUCAGAUUUUCUAGACUCAAAAAAUUAUGAUUUUCAGAUUUUCUAGCAUUUCUAGCACAAAAUAUUGGAUCUAGAUCAGUUAAAAAAACGGGAGGGGGACUAGUUUUUCUCAAAAUGCAAAUUCUAGUCCCUCCGCUAAAAAAUAUAUUUUUUAGACUCAAAAAUUGCGCUGAAAAUUAUGAUUUUCAGCAUUUCCAGCACAAAAAUUGGAUCUAGAACAGUUAAAAAAAACAACGGGGGACUAGUUUUUCUCAAAAUGCAAAUUCUAGUCCCUUCGCAAAAAAACUAAUUUUCUAGACUCAAAAUUUGCGCUGAAAAUUAUGAUUUUCUAGCAUUUCCAGCACAAAAAUUGGAUCUAGAACAGUUAAAAAACUAGUUUUUUUCUCAAAAUGCAAAUUCUAGUCCCUCUGCUAAAAAAAAAUAUAUUUUCUAGACUCAAAAUUUGCGCUAAAAUUAUGAUUUUCAGAUUUUCUAGCAUUUUCAGAACAAAAUUAUGAUCUAGAACAGUUGGGGGGGACUAGUUUUUCUUAAAAUGCAAAUUCUAGUCCCUCGGCUAAAAAUAUGCAAAAAUUAUGAUUUUCUAGCAUUUUCAGCACAAAAUUUUGACCGAGAACAGUUCAACGGGAGGACUAGUUUUUCUCAAAAAUGCAAAUUCUAGUCCCUCGGCUAAAAAUUCACAUUUUUUAGACACUUUUUGAGCCCGAAAAUCAAGGAAAACUUUGGAUUUUCAGCUAAAAUUCAUCUGAAAAUCCACAAAUUCCUCAUUUUCCAGCUCUCCACCAAAUCCUUCCCACCGUGCAUGAAAAAUUGCCACGUAAAUCUACGCCGUGAGCAUCAUUUGAAAUUUGGCGCCCGUCGACAAUACGGCCUAUUUUUGAAAGCCAUCGGAUUGUCGCUCGAUGAAGCGAUGUCGAUGAUGAGAGAUGAAUUUACCAAGAAAAUUCCGAGUGAUAAGGUGAGGUCUAAUAUGAGCAAUAUAUUAUUGAUCCGCGCGAGAAAUUUGGAAAAGAAUGGUGUAUUUAUUUUUUUUGAACCCAUCGGGUUCCUUUAAGAAUUUUUUCCAAACAUGAGCAAUGUUUGGUAUCAUUCUGCUCUAAAUUUUAUAAUCUGAGCAAUCCAAUUUUCUGAUUUUCAGUUCGACAAAGAAUACGCCUACAAUAUUCGCUAUAUGUAUGGAAAAGAAGGCCGUCGGGUGGCCGAAAAUGGAAUGUCGUGUUCAUCGAUUAUUUUGAGAAAUCCACCGUCUGCUAUGGAUUGUCAUGGAUGUCCCUUUAGGUAGGGAGGGCUUUUCCGGGCUGAAAAUGGGCUUUUCUGGGCUUUUUUUGGCCAAAAACAGGCCCAAUUUUCAAAUUUUUCAGACACACUGAAAAACACGUGUUGGCUCAACGUCUUCAGAAGGAAAAUUUCAAUAAGGAGCAAAUUGAGAAGGUGAUUUUUUAUUUUGAAAAAAUUUUAAAUUUGGCGCCAGAAAUUGAAAUUUUUAAUUUUCCCGCCAAAAAUCCCCAAUUUUUUGCAGAUCAUAAAUUUCUCGGAAAACAAUGGCUACGACAAGGCGUGCACUCGUUUCUUCGAAUUUUCCCAUAAAUUAGAAGAGGGUGCACUUGGCUGUCUCAUUACUCAUCCUAAUCAAUUUUUUGAGGAAUCUCAGAAAAUUUUGAACCCAAAAGUUGCUAGUUCGCAGUGAAUUUCCUUUUUUUUGAUAUUUUUGUAUAACUUUUUUUUGUCAAAUAAAAAUUUCACUUUUUUCUUGCAAGCCUGGCACGGUUUUUUCCUCAAAAUUUGAAAUUUUCAAGCACCGCCUACUUUUUCUGCAAGCCUGGCACGGUUUUUUCCUCAAAAUUUUAAAAUUUUAGGCUCCGCCUUUUUUCUUGCAAGCCUGGCACGGUUUUCUCCUGAAAAUUUGAAAUUUUUAAGCAACGCCUUUUUUCUUGCAAGCCUGGCACGGUUUUUUCCUCAAAAUUUGAAAAUUUUAAGCACCGCCUACUUUUUCUUGCAAGCCUGGCACGGUUUUUUCCUCAAAAUUUGAAAGUUUUAAGCACCGCCUACUUUUUCUUGCAAGCCUGGCACGGUUUUUUUCCUCGAAAUUUGAAAUUUUCAAGCACCGCCUUUUUUCUUGCAAGCCUGGCACGGUUUUCUCUUCAAAAUUUUAAAUUUUCAAGCACCGCCUUUUUUCUUGCAAGUCUGGCACGGUUUUUUUCUCAAAAUUUGAAAAUUUUAGACUCCGCCCACUUUUCAAAAUUCUGUGUCGCUGAAAAUCUUGAAAAUUUCAUCUCUAUGUAGCCCAAUUUUCAGUAAAAAAUUCGAAUUUCCAACUAAAAACCCAAUUUGUUCAAAAACCCAAUUUGUCCCCUGCUUCUAGGUCUCACCACGAAAUUCGAGAAUUUUCAAAUCUGCCAAAGUUUCGCGCCAAAACCCACCAUUCAUCGCAAAAAACGAGUAAUACUCUCUCGCCAGCAAGAGACGCAGACAGGCUAGAAAAACAAGCGAGACGACGAGAGAGUGUGCGAAACGAAGAGAGCGCGCCAGAGAAAAAGGCGUUUCUUCUACUUUUUUUUCUUUUUUCGUCCCGUUUUGCUUCUUUAUUAUUGUCCACUUUUCCUAAUUUUGGAUUUUUGUGGUUUUUUCGAGACGAGAUGACAAAUCGCGAGAUUAAAGGUGGGUGUUGGGAGCGGGAAUUUGGGGAAGUUGCGAGAUUUUUGGGCGGAAAAUUUGAAUUUUUUGGAAAAUUUCGAUCUAGAAGGUUUUCGUUUUGGAAUGGGAUUCGAGAAUUUUCAGGUUUUUUGGGAAAAUUGUUGGGUUUCUAAAAAUUUCCAAGAUGUUUUGAUUUUCAAUUUUUCACAAAAAUGUUUUUUUUAUUCAAAAUCUACCUGGUAGCCUAGGAAACCUGGAUUUCUUGACCACAAGGAUUUUGAAAAUCUAAUUUUUCGCUGGCCUAGAAAACCAAAUGAAUUCUAGGCCACCAGCCACACAAAAAGACGAUUUUCUACUUUAAAAUGAAAAUUAUUUUGUCUAAUUCUCUCUGUUUGCCAUUAUAUUUCGCAUCGCUACGGUAUUAAAGGAACAUGAUGUUUUUCACAAAAGAUAUCUCGAAGCGGCGGCUUAUAUUAUUGAAAAUCUCAUCGGUACCACGAGCUCCAUCGAAAUAAACACGCAACGCAGACCGCGUCGCGCCACAACACACACAAAUAAGGGAAAGAUUCAAAUUCCCUCCCUUAUUUGUGUGUGUUGUGGCGCGGCGCGGUCUGCGUUGCGUAUUUAUUUCGGUGGAGCACGUGGUACCGAUGAGAUUUUCGAUAAUAUCUAAUCAGUUUUUAAUAUUGUUUUCUCGCAGAGCGAAGAUAUUGAAAAUGAGGAGGAUGAAGAGGAAGAAAUGGAAAUUCUGACCAAAGAGGAACCUGUGGAAAAACGAGAAGAAAAUGAAAAUGAGGGUAGUUCUUCGACAGGAAGUCCACCAAAAUUGACACCAGAGCCACAAGAAAUGAUGACGUCAUCGAUGGUCAAAAAUGGCGAGGAAGAAACACCAUCAGCUUCACCAACACCAAAGAGGAAAUAUAAGGAGCGAGAGAAGAAAACGACGAGAGAAUAUCGAGUGAAGAAAAAUCGAUUGAUAGAUCAUAAUGCGCCAAAACGAUAUAAAAGUCCUUAUGUUCAGUUUAUGAUGUGAGUCAGCUGGAAAUUUGACGCAUUUUGAUACCGAAUUUGCCGAAAAUUGAGAAAACCGCGACGCAGAGAUCAGUGCGUCGCGGUUUUUUCUAAAAUAUUGGAAAACCGCGACGCAGAGUACAAUGCGUCGCGGUUUUUUGCCGAAAAUUGGAAAACCGCGAUCAGUGCGUCGCGGUUUUUCCCAAAAAUUGGAAAACCGCGACGCAGAGAUCAGUGCGUCGUGGUUUUUUGCCGAAAAUAGGAAAGCCGCGACGCAGAGAUCAGUGCGUCGCGGUUUUUUCCCAAAAAUUGGAAAACCGCGACGCAGAUGAGAUACAAUGCGUCGCGGUUUUUUGCCGAAAAUAGGAAAACCGCGACGCAGAGAUCAGUGCGUCGCGGUUUUUUCCCAAAUAUUGGAAAUCCGCGACGCAGAGAUCAGUGCGUCGCGGUUUUUUUCCGAAAAUUGGAAAACCGCGACGCAGAGUAAGGACAACGCGUCGCGGUUUUUCACAAAUUGGUCGAAUUCGGUAUCAAAAUGCGUGGAUUUUUCCAAAUUUCAAAUUUUCAGGCAACGCCGCGCGUCCUACCGUAAUCAGAAAAUGACGCAAGGUGAAAUCAACGUUGCGAUUGCGAAUGCGUGGCAAGAAUUGAGUGCGGAAGAGCGUAAGGUAAAUUUUGGGCAGGAAAUUUAAAUUUAGAGAUUUUGACGGCAAAAAUUCAAUCCGCGCUCCACCGAAAUAAACACGCAACGCAGACCGCGCCGCGCCACAACACACACAAAAAGGGAGGGAAUUCGAAUCGUUCCCUUAUUUGUAUGUGUUGUGGCGCGACGCGGUCUGCGUUGCGUGUUUAUUUCGGAAAUUUUGAAAAUUCAAAUUUCUUUCAGCCUUUCGAAAUUCUGGCUGCGAAAGACAAGGAAAAAUCGAAAAAAGCAUGGAAAGCCUACGAAAAAACGGCGGAAUUUGCCGAAUUUCAAAAAAGCGAAACGAAAUUUCGCGGCGAAAAAUGGAAGAAAACGAAAAGCUAA
Molecule: messenger RNA, 6621 nt
Organism: Caenorhabditis angaria
Lineage: Eukaryota; Metazoa; Nematoda; Chromadorea; Rhabditida; Rhabditidae
Source: the annotation of a GenBank genome assembly